UAAAUGUGGACCAAGAUUGUCAUCAGAUGCUGCAGAAAAAUUGAAAAGUCGAUAUGUGUUAAUGAGAAAUGGUGCCCGUGAACAUGAACAAACAAUAAAAAAGAAAUCAACCAUUCCAAUCACUAUAAGACAAUUGGAAGCCAUCAUUCGAAUUGCUGAAUCAUUAGCAAAGAUGCAACUCCAACCAUUUGCAACAGAAGCUCACAUUGAUGAAGCUCUUCGCCUGUUUCAAGUUUCUACGCUGGAUGCAGCGAUGUCAGGAACACUUGCUGGUGCAGAAGGAUUUACAUCUGAAGAAGAACAUCAAAUGCUGGUAUGCAUUGAAAAACAGAUAAAGAGAAGAUUUGCCAUUGGAUGUCAGGUGUCAGAAUUCAAUAUACUUCAAGAUUUUUUAAAACAGUUGAGUUUUGGUUCAGUUCAAUUUAAUAAAUCUUGA
Molecule: messenger RNA, 436 nt
Organism: Centruroides sculpturatus (bark scorpion)
Lineage: Eukaryota; Metazoa; Arthropoda; Arachnida; Scorpiones; Buthidae
Product: DNA replication licensing factor mcm5-A-like
Exons: 3
Biological process (GO): double-strand break repair via break-induced replication; DNA replication initiation
Cellular component (GO): MCM complex; nucleus
Molecular function (GO): single-stranded DNA helicase activity; 3'-5' DNA helicase activity; single-stranded DNA binding
Source: RefSeq, a predicted model, not a curated record